CCCGGUAGUUGAAUCAUUUCAGAAGCUGGUGCGCGUGUGUACAUUGCUGGAAACCCCUCCGCAGUGCCCAUACGACUAAUUAACAAACAAAUGCACUUGAAAUAGCCCACUAUAAACCUAGAUGUAUUUCAGAAGAUAAAACAGCUAGCCUGAGACCAAGACGGAGUUGGAUUGAUGUGGAAUUUGACCAGGUGUUCGAAUACAAAAUAAUUCCACAGUUCAGCGCAAGGUGUCGGGAUGAGCUUCUUCAGUUUCGGACAAAGUGCUGAAAUUGACAUAGUUCUAAAUGAUGGGGAGACGAGGAAAAAGGCCGAGCACAAAACUGAGGACGGGAAGAAGGACAAAUAUUUUCUGUUUUACGACGGCGAGACAGUGUCUGGCAAAGUCAACGUAACCCUGAAGAACCCAGGGAAAAGGCUCGAGCAUCAAGGAAUCAAAAUAGAAUUUGUCGGACAAAUCGAAUUGUACUAUGACAGAGGAAACCACCAUGAGUUUGUCUCUCUGGUAAAGGAUUUAGCUCGGCCUGGAGAAAUGGCCCAAUCUCAGACCUUUGAUUUCGAGUUCACACAUGUGGAGAAACCAUAUGAGUCUUACACAGGCCAGAAUGUAAAACUUCGCUAUUUUCUGCGGGCGACCAUCAGCAGGAGACUGAAUGACAUCUCCAAAGAGAUGGACAUCGUAGUGCACACACUCAGCACAUAUCCAGAACUUAACUCCUCUAUAAAGAUGGAGGUGGGAAUCGAGGACUGUCUACACAUUGAAUUUGAGUACAACAAAUCAAAGUAUCACUUGAAAGAUGUGAUUGUGGGGAAGAUAUAUUUCUUGCUGGUGCGAAUUAAGAUCAGACACAUGGAAAUUGAUAUCAUUAAACGAGAGACAACGGGGACCGGGCCAAAUGUUUACCAUGAAAACGACACCAUUGCAAAAUACGAGAUCAUGGAUGGGGCACCUGUUCGAGGUGAAUCCAUCCCUAUCCGUCUUUUCCUGGCUGGGUAUGAGAUGACGCCCACCAUGAGGGACAUUAAUAAGAAAUUCUCUGUUCGAUAUUAUCUGAAUCUCGUUCUCAUUGACGAAGAAGAAAGACGUUACUUUAAACAGCAGGAGAUCACACUAUGGAGGAAGGGAGACAUUGUCAGGAAGAGCAUGUCCCAUCAAGCUGCUAUUGCCUCCCAACGCUUUGAGGGCUCAGCAACCGCAGAGAAAGCUCUCGCUCAAGCUAAAGAGGACAGCAACUAAACUUGACCUUUGACAUCUCGUGUGUGUGUGUGUGUGUGUGUGUGUGCAUGUGUGUCGGAGAGAGUGUUUACGGACUGAAACCAAGACUGGAUGGACAGCGUAAACAUGAUUAUUCAUGGCAUUCCUAAACAUUAUAGUUUAUGUUCAACAAGUUCUUAAGUAAGGGAUGAAACAAUGAUUCAAUUGAUAUUUACAAAUUCUGUGUGGCAGUUUCUCUGAUAUUUACUCUUUGUGGGUUUUUUUUAUGUAAUUGAAAUCCUCAUUUGCUUUUAACACGUCAGACUCAGCAGUCCAUUGAGAAACUACAAAACAUUCCAGUCUCUUUAUUCCACUUAAAGUGUAUUUUUAAGUUCUGAUUGUAAGAUUUUGUUAUUGUUGUGUUUUCUUGCAUAACAUAUACAUUGCAAACAGUGUUCAGUUUUAGUUUCCUAAUGCAACAGAGUUUAAUUCAUAUUUGAAGUUUUUGAUAUAGAUAUUUUUAAAUCUUUAUCAUAUGUCAUAUACUUUAAGCACACAAUACAUGCCUUUUUACUUUUUGUUGCCAUUCCUGAAGACAAAUUAUGGGCACUUGAAGGUUGUAGCUGAUGUGAUUUCAGUGUCUCAGGGGGAUACCCUAUACUCCAUAUCAGCCCAAAUUUAGAUUUUAAAUUAACAAACUAAAAUAAUCUCUCUUGUAGAUGAACUCAAAUGCACUUGUGUUUUAUUUAAACUGAGGCCGGUCACUUCAUAUUGAUGAUCAUUGUAUAGGUAGAGUUCUUGUGCUCUGCUCCCUGCCAUGUUUUUAAGUGUGGAAAAUGUUUGAAAUGAAAUUCAGUAUUGUUGCUGUAUGACGUUAGAUUAUGGCAAAGCAGAAAUGUUUGACAAAGUUGUUUGCUGUUGAUUUAGUCUAUUUUACUGUCAACCUCAGUCUUAUUUCACAUUAAUUCCUUAAAUUUUUUUUUUAAGAGUUUAGGAGGCUUUAACAUCUUUAAAUGUCUUGUAUUUGUUCAUGUUUUGACCAACACUGGAAAUCAGCAAGCCUCUUAUUUCAUGUCAUAGUAUUUCCAUUCACUAACCAAUAUAGAAUUAAAACAAAAUCUCUAAUUAUAAUACAGCAACUUUGCAGAUUCUGAUAGUGUGUGAUCAUGAAUCUUUGAAAAGCUUACAGAAGUAUAACCAUACUUAGUGGAGUAUAGAUGAUGUGUUUCCUGGAAGCGUUUCCCAUUUUCAGAAAGCCAGGCCAUUAUGGCUUCUUUUUAAAGAGGUGUUUUGUAAGUGACUGACUGGAUUAUUGCUUCUUGCCAUGUUUAGAAAGAAAGUGGGGGUGUUUAUCUGUCCAUAAAAAAAAAGGAUGAAUCAUCUCGCAUUGAGCUGCCUUCUGUGAGACUGUAAUUUCAAGAUAUUGGUCUGCGAGUACUGUCUUUCACUUAAGUAAAAUGUCCAUGUGCCAGGGACUGAACAUUGGUUAAACUAUAGUAGGUUUGUAGCAUACUGUUCAGACACGAGGGCCUGUGUACAGUUUCUUAAACAUUAUAAAAUUUGCAGUAGUGUCAAUGUAGAUGACCGGAAUUGUAACUGUAAAAUGUAUGAGGACAAGUGCAGUACAUGUCACAGAGGGCUGAAGCUCAUCUUUAAAGACUUCCAAAUAUAACCAAUAUCUCCAAGGUCUGUUUCAUUAAAGCAUCUCUUUGCAGAAUAGUCAUGCCUUUUGCCCUUCAUGGCUGUAUGUGCCAGACUAUGUACGAUUUCUUUUCCUAACGUUCUUUACAUUCAUCAGUGUGCAAAAAAGUGCUGCUUUAAACAGCAUUAAAUAACCAUAUUUCUAUAUUAAUAUUAUGUACAGUAUAGAUUUACAGAAUUGUAAGUAUAUGAUUUUGAAAUGAUUUAGAAAUUGCUGAUUGACAGCUCUUAAGGUACUAGCAGGAUUUACAAGAUUCUAGAAUUUAAACGUGCUAACUUAAAUAGGAGUGCAGAAAACAAAUGAUCUAACUGCUCUUUCAGUACUUGUAUCUUGUGCUCUGUUUAUGAAAUUUGUUUUUACUCUGAUUUCUCAGAUUAAAAGAAUCCUGUAUAAUUUUCAUCUUUUUCCUCAUAAAAA
Molecule: messenger RNA, 3313 nt
Organism: Xyrauchen texanus (razorback sucker)
Lineage: Eukaryota; Metazoa; Chordata; Actinopteri; Cypriniformes; Catostomidae
Gene: vps26bl
Product: vacuolar protein sorting 26 homolog B, like
Exons: 6
Coding region: 238-1236 (332 amino acids)
Biological process (GO): retrograde transport, endosome to Golgi; intracellular protein transport
Cellular component (GO): endosome; retromer complex
Source: RefSeq, a predicted model, not a curated record